CCCGUUUUCCCUUCAAAGGCGACCGAGAUGCGUGUUACAUCUACUGAAAGCCGCCGCCCAUCCACGCGGCUAGAUUUUUUCUUGUGAAAGGGUCCUCCUCGGCUCCUCCCUCCGCCGUGGCAGAACUGCAUUUUCUAAAUCAAUUUCAUUCAUGCAUGUCGGUUUGAUCCUAUCAUCAACACUCAAAGUCUUCUCCGUCUCUACGUCACUCCUUAACCUGGGUCAAUCUGACGCAACCGCCGCUUAAUCGCUCCAUCUCCAUCUCAGGCAUAGUAUACAUCACCAGCCAAGCACUUUAGACCAAGAAGAAGAAGAAGAAGAAGGCGAAUAGGCGAUGUUACUCUCCAGAGAACUGUCUCGAGGCGGCGGGUUCAGUAGAUUUAGAAGGAUAUUAUGCUUUCCCAUGGACCAGCUCAAUCACCGACAUAACUUGAUUUCCCGCACAGACUACUUCUCCCCAGUAGAUGUUUCCCGAAAGGUAUCUGGCCGGAGAGGAAUUUAUGAAUGGGUUUCAACUGCUGUGAGAAGUAUCGGGCAGAACAUGCAUCAACAAAACAGUGUUUUAGCUGAGGAGCAAGUAGAUCCAUUCUCACUAGUGGCUGAUGAACUUUCACUCGUGGCAGACAAGUUGAGGUCAAUGGUUGUUGCAGAGGUACCCAAGCUUGCUUCAGCUGCUGAGUAUUUCUUCCGAAUGGGGGUGGAAGGAAAGAGGCUCCGACCUACGGUUGUGUUGUUGAUGGCAACAGCAUUAAAUGGACCACCAGUUACAAGAUCACCAUCUGAGGCAACCUUUGAUUCUUUUUCACCCAUGGAAGUCCGCAAAAGACAACAGUGUAUGGCGGAGAUCAUUGAGAUGAUCCAUGUUGCUAGUUUACUUCAUGAUGAUGUGUUGGAUGAUGCUGAAACAAGGCGAGGGAUAAGCUCACUGAAUCUUGUAAUGGGAAAUAAGUUAUCUGUAUUGGCUGGAGAUUUUCUGCUUUCCAGAGCAUGUGUGGCACUUGCCUCUUUGAAGAACACAGAGGUUGUGACAUUGCUUGCAAAAGUUGUCGAACACCUUGUUACUGGGGAAACAAUGCAAAUAACAACUAGUGCUGAUCAACGGUGUAGCAUGGAGUAUUAUAUGCAGAAGACAUACUAUAAGACGGCAUCACUGAUUUCAAAUAGUUGUAAAGCUAUUGCUCUUCUGGCUGGCCAAACUGCAAAAGUUUCUAUGCUGGCAUUUGAGUAUGGAAAAAAUCUGGGAUUGGCAUUUCAAUUAAUAGACGAUGUUUUAGAUUUCACUGGCACAUCAUCUACUCUCGGGAAGGGAGCAUUGUCAGACAUUCGUCAUGGAAUCAUAACUGCUCCAAUAUUGUUUGCAAUGGAAGAAUACCCCCAGCUGCGAUCCGUUGUUGACCGUGGGUUUGAAGAUCCUGAGAACAUCGAUCUGGCACUGGAGUACCUUGGGAAGAGUCGUGGUAUACAACGAACAAGAGAGCUAGCGAAAGAGCUCGCUAGCCGUGCCUCAGAUGCUAUUGGCUCUCUUCCAGAGAGUGAUGACGUAGACGUUCAAAGGUCAAGACGGGCUCUAGUAGAACUCACUCACAGAGUCAUCACAAGAACUAAAUAGACUGGAAGUGUAAAGAAACAGAUCAGUGAUUUUUUUGUUUCACCUUCAUUCCCUGUAAUUCACGGGGAAGUUUUAUUCCGUUAUUGUUUCAUCAGUUUUGGUGAUUAAUAAUACUGUUUUCUUAAAGAAAAGCCCCUAUGCUGUGAUGGCGUGAUGGCAAAGUCAUGUAAAUUAGAUGUUUCCAAAGAAAAAGAUAGUUUACUUGGUCUGUUUUAACAGCUA
Messenger RNA from Cuscuta europaea, 1831 nucleotides. The record is from the annotation of a GenBank genome assembly. Lineage: Eukaryota; Viridiplantae; Streptophyta; Magnoliopsida; Solanales; Convolvulaceae.